UACACCAUGUCCAUUGCUCAAAAACGAAUUCAAGCCGUAAAACAACAUUUGACUCCAGAACAAGAACAUGCCAAGGCUGUCGAUCCUGUAGCCAGUAUGAAUGAAGAAAGAGCUAAGGCGGCUUUUGAUAUUCGUGCCUUGACUAUCUUGAUGGACGGCGGUGAGAAAGCAACGCUUUUAAAAGAAAAGAUUAUGCAAGAAUUGGAAAGAGACCCCCUUUUCAAAAUGGAUGAUAUCCACGAUAUAUCUAAAUCAGAGCUUCGUGAACGUACUAUGGAAAAAUUCAGUAGCAUGCUUCAUCAUCUUCAAAAUGAAUCGGUCGAAACCUUUAAAAAGCGUAUGGAGAUCGUUAGUUUGGUUGAUCCUGGUUUCUGGACCAGAUUUGGCGUACAUUACGGUUUAUUUGUUGGCGCUUUGCAGAGUAAUGCCACACCGGGUCAAUUAGGUUACUGGUUUGGAAAGGGAGCUCUUUCGCUAUCUUCGUUUGUGGGCUGCUUUGCUAUGACAGAACUAGGUCACGGCUCAAAUGUACCUGGCCUUGAAACCACUGCUACCUUUGAUGAGGCUUCCGACCAAUUCAUUAUCCAUACUCCUACCUUAACUGCUACCAAAUGGUGGAUAGGCGGUGCCGCUCACUCUGCUACACAUGCUGCGGUAUUUGCUCAAUUAAUUGUCAAAGGAAAGAUGCAUGGCACCAAAUGUUUUGUUGUGCCUUUGAGAGACCCUAAAACAUAUAAUACGUUACCCGGUAUUAACAUUGGUGAUAUCGGUAAAAAGAUGGGAAGAGAUGGUAUUGAUAAUGGCUGGAUCCAGUUUACAAGUGUUAGUAUUCCUCGUGCUUACAUGCUCCAAAAACACACCAAAGUCUCUCGUACUGGCCAAGUUCAAGAGCCCAAAAUGCAACAACUGACUUACGGUGCCCUGUUACAAGGUCGUGUGACAAUGGUAGCAGAUGGCUCAAAUGUUUCUAAAAAAGCACUAUCAAUUGCAAUCAGAUAUGCCGCUGUUCGUCGUCAAUUUUCCAGCUCUAAAACAGACAUCGAAACCAAAUUAUUGGAUUACCCAAUCCACCAACGUCGUCUAAUGCCUUUACUUGCACAGACAUUUGCAAUGUCUUUUACAGCAACAGAAAUGACAGACAUGUACAAUCUUAUGAUGACACGAUUAGAGGGCGCCAAGGAAGGGGAUGCGGAUAUUGAUGAGGUUAUGGAAAUAUUGAAAGAGACUCACUCCACCAGCGCCGGUCUCAAAGCCUUUUGUACCUGGAAUUGUUUGAGCACCAUUGAAGCAUGUCGCCAAGCUUGUGGUGGUCAUGGUUACUCUGCUUACACAGGAUUAUCCUCCAUGUACGCAGACUUUGCUGUCCAGUGUACCUGGGAAGGCGAUAAUACCAUCUUGACACUUCAGUUGGGUCGUUAUUUGAUCUCCAGUUACCGUGAUGCAUUAGGUGGUAAAAAGCUGUCUCCAGGUGUAGGUUAUUUAAACAAAUUAGAUGUGCUGAUUGGCAAGAAAUGUCAGGUGAAGCGCAUGGAAGACAUCUUGUCACCCGAAUUGAUUAUUGAAGGCUGGCAAGUGGUGUGUGCUAAUGUAGUUCGAAACGCCGGUAUCGAAUUUGACGCUUGUCUUAAGCAAGGCAUGGACGUAGAUGAUGCUUACGAACAUUGCUCACAAUCUCGCCUUUAUGCUGCCAAGCUUCAUUCAUUCAGUUACUUAUUCAACCGAUUUGCAGACGGUGUAUCUAAGGUUACAGGAUCACUCCACGAUGUUUUGAUCAAGGUCUGUCUAUUGUACGGACUCUACUCAAUUGAAGAAAACGCAGGUGCAUUCUUACAAUACGAGUACUUUAGUCCUGCACAGAUCGAGUUCAUUCGUAGCAGUGUAAACAUACUUUGUAAAGACGUGCGAGAACAGGCCAUUCCUUUGGUGGAUUCUUUCAAUUUAUCAGACUACAUGAUUAAUAGUCCUUUAGGACGCAAGGAUGGUAAUGUGUAUGUGCAUUACUUUGACCAGGUGAAACGGUCGAACCCUCAAACUCAACAUCCCUAUUUUGAUCGUCUUAUUAAACCAUUAAUCACACGGGAUGUGGGUGGCGAAGAAGACGAAGAAGAUGAAGAAGCAGGCUUGGAAGAUGAAGACGAUGAAGAUGAGGAUUAAGGAUAUAUAAACAAUGUUAUUUUUUGCCAAAUAAAUUAAGCUUUUGAUUAAAUU
Molecule: messenger RNA, 2208 nt
Organism: Mucor mucedo
Lineage: Eukaryota; Fungi; Mucoromycota; Mucoromycetes; Mucorales; Mucoraceae
Product: acyl-CoA dehydrogenase/oxidase C-terminal
Exons: 8
Coding region: 7-2154 (715 amino acids)
Biological process (GO): lipid homeostasis; fatty acid beta-oxidation using acyl-CoA oxidase
Cellular component (GO): peroxisome
Molecular function (GO): acyl-CoA oxidase activity; FAD binding; fatty acid binding
Source: RefSeq, a predicted model, not a curated record